This is a messenger RNA of Lolium perenne, 1347 nucleotides long. RefSeq names its product FBD-associated F-box protein At5g56370-like. The record is from RefSeq and is a predicted model, not a curated record. NCBI's taxonomy places the organism in Eukaryota, Viridiplantae, Streptophyta, Magnoliopsida, Poales, Poaceae. Gene Ontology annotation, molecular function: protein binding.
AUGCCGCCGCCACGCCGUCGGAAGACAGAAGCCGCCGCCGCGGCGGCGGACGUCCUGCUUUCCCUGCCCACGGACGUCCUCGACGACAUCCUCGCCCGCGUCGGUCUCCGCGACGCCGUCCGCACGUCGGUGCUCUCCCGCGCCUGGACACGCCGAUGGGAAUUCAUCCCUUCCAUCGACAUCUCCGCGGACGACGGGGGCAUGUGGAAGGCGCCGAGCGCCGUCGACGGCAUCCUUCUGCGCUUCCUCGGCCGGGUCCGGCGUAUCCAUUUCAUCCUCGACAAGGACACCUCCCGCCGCGUCAACGACUGGCUCCCCACUCUCUCCCGCCGCGGCGUCGAGUCCCUCUCCCUCAAACUGCGGUCGCACAUACAGUACUUUAGGCCGCCCAGGCUUCACGAAUCCGUCUUCUACUGCAGCGGCCUCACCGUCCUCGACCUCUCCACCUGCACAAUGCCAUCAUUCCCCAUGGACUGGGGAUUUCCGAACCUGAGGACCCUAAUCCUCUCUAGGGUGCUGUUUCUAGAGCACUAUCAGCUGCAGGAGAUCAUCGAGACAUGCCCGUUGCUCGAGGACCUAAGACUUGUUAAGGUCUAUUUCUACGGAGACAGAGAAUUUGUGACGCAGGCUCCCAAACUCCGGUUCCUAACGCUUUGCCUCAUCGGGGAAUUUGGAUGUAUCCGUCAAGAACUUCCACUCCUGCAUUCCGCCGCCAUGGAUAUGUGGAACUAUGUUCCCAGCAAUUUCGCCGAGCUACUGGCGGCGCUUGUUCAAGCUAGAAACCUACAGCUCCGCCUCUGCACAGAAGAUGGAUGGGAAGAUGGAUGGUAUAAUUGGCGUCCCGAGAUACCUAGGAAACUUCCGUGCACAUUUCACAACCUGAAGAGCCUCCAGUUGCAUAUGGACUUCUCUGAGCCAACACCGAUUGAAUUAACCUUUCUCUUGCUCAAGAGUGCACCGAACCUUCAAAUUCUCAAAUUAGUGCUCAGAAACAUCAUUAUGAGUGAUGGAGAGCGGGAAUAUGACGAAAAUGAUACAGUGUUCCUAAAUGAACUAUGGGAAGAUGGCAUGUGUGCUAACCUUCAGGUUGUGCACAUGGAUGGUGUUUAUUGGCUGUCAGAUGAAAUGUCCUUUAUGGAGCUGAUUCUCUCAAAAGCAAGCCUUCUUCGCACAUUAUCUGUUAGUUAUCUUGUGGAAAACCCAAUGUUAAUGAGUGCAUUACAAAGUUCCAAUAAAGCUUCGCCUCAAGCUCAGGUCCUAUUUAAUAAAGAUAUGGCUGGGUUGAAAAUUAACUUUGACAAGCGUGAAUUUAUUAUGGUUAUGGAGGGUAGUGCAAAACUGGAAUAG